This is a messenger RNA of Setaria italica (foxtail millet), 1698 nucleotides long. Its product is annotated as serine/threonine-protein kinase SAPK5. The record is from RefSeq and is a predicted model, not a curated record. NCBI's taxonomy places the organism in Eukaryota, Viridiplantae, Streptophyta, Magnoliopsida, Poales, Poaceae. Bases 550 to 1464 code for a protein of 304 amino acids. Gene Ontology annotation, molecular function: protein serine/threonine kinase activity; ATP binding. The transcript is spliced from 4 exons. Gene Ontology annotation, biological process: protein phosphorylation; intracellular signal transduction.
CUGGAUGCAUCGUCAUCGUCGCCGUGAAUUACCUGUCAAAGCUAGCCACCUGCUCCGACUCAGCUCCACCCACAUCCUUCCCUUCCCUCUUGCCCUGUCGUCGUCUCUGCUUAUCUCCGCCCUCCUCUUCCUCGUCGUCCUCAUCGUCUUGCGGUCUAGCUACUAGCUCGGUAGCUCCACCUCCACUCCUCUCCUCGAUCGAUCGGUUAAGAUAGAAUAGAUAACGUAGCUGGGCAGCUAAUCGCAGAGGAGAAUUCAACAGCAAGAGGAAACAGAGGAGAAUUCAACAGCAAGAGCAAGAGGAAGGAAGAAGCAUGGAGAGGUACGAGCCCGUUCGGGAGAUCGGAGCGGGCAACUUCGGUGUGGCCAAGCUGAUGCGCAACAAGGAGACGCGGGAGCUCGUGGCCAUGAAGUUCAUCGAGCGAGGGAACAGGCUAUUAGAUCGACGAGAAUGUUUUCCGCGAGAUCGUGAACCACCGUUCCCUUCGUCACCCCAACAUCAUCCGCUUCAAGGAGGUGGUCCUGACGCCGACGCACCUGGCCAUCGUCAUGGAGUACGCUGCCGGCGGCGAGCUGUUCGAGCGCAUCUGCGAGGCCGGCCGCUUCCACGAGGACGAGGCGCGCUACUUCUUCCAGCAGCUGGUGUGCGGGGUCAGCUACUGCCACGCCAUGCAGAUCUGCCACCGCGACCUCAAGCUCGAGAACACGCUGCUCGACGGCAGCCCAGCGCCGCGCCUCAAGAUCUGCGACUUCGGCUACUCCAAGUCCUCCGUCCUGCACUCGCGCCCCAAGUCAACGGUCGGCACGCCGGCCUACAUCGCGCCGGAGGUGCUCUCCCGCCGGGAGUACGACGGCAAGCACGCCGACGUCUGGUCCUGCGGCGUCACGCUCUACGUCAUGCUCGUCGGAGCAUACCCAUUCGAGGAUCCGAAGGACCCCAAGAACUUCCGCAAGACAAUCUCGAGGAUCAUGUCGGUGCAGUACAAGAUUCCAGAGUAUGUGCACGUCUCCCAGAACUGCCGCCACCUGCUCUCCCGCAUCUUCGUCGCAAACCCCUACAAGAGGAUCACCAUGAGCGAGAUCAAGAGCCACCCCUGGUUCCUCAAGAACCUGCCGCGGGAGCUCAAGGAGGAGGCGCAGGCGGCCUACUACAGCCGCCGGGGAGGAGGAGACGCCAGCGCCGGCGCCGGCGGCAGCGCCACCAGCAACAAUGCCCCCGCCGCCACGUUCUCUGCGCAGAGCGUGGAGGACAUCAUGAGGAUCGUGCAGGAGGCGCAGACGGUGCCCAGGCCGGCCAGGCCCGUCGCCGGCUACGGCUGGGGCGCCGCCUCGGACGACGAGCAAUACGACGACGACGACGACGCACAAGACCAGGAGGAGGAGGGGGAGGAAGAUGACUACGACAGGACGGUCAGGCAGGUGCACGCCAGCGGGGAAUUCGACAUGAGCAAGCUCCAAAUCUGACCUUAGUGAUCGGCAAGCCACAGCUUAAUUAGCAUGGAUUUUGUGUUCCUGUUUUCAACAUUGAUUUUUUUUUCUUCUCUUUCAUCAUAUAUUCUAAGUUGUUAGCGUUGCUAUUUCUCAGUUCCAACCUCCCCGCUUGAGAUGUAAUUUUCAUCUCCACCGCCACCAGGAAAGGGCAGAGUCCUACAUGUCAUUAACACGCGAGCUGACAGCAUACACCACCAGGUUACUCAA